This is a messenger RNA of Onychostruthus taczanowskii (white-rumped snowfinch), 3831 nucleotides long. It is a transcript of the gene ADAMTS6, whose product is annotated as ADAM metallopeptidase with thrombospondin type 1 motif 6. Gene Ontology annotation, biological process: proteolysis; extracellular matrix organization. The transcript is spliced from 25 exons. The record is from RefSeq and is a predicted model, not a curated record. Gene Ontology annotation, molecular function: metalloendopeptidase activity. NCBI's taxonomy places the organism in Eukaryota, Metazoa, Chordata, Aves, Passeriformes, Passeridae. Gene Ontology annotation, cellular component: extracellular matrix. Bases 475 to 3831 code for a protein of 1118 amino acids.
UGAUGGCAUCCUUCCUCCUGCCAAGCCAACCCGUUUUCUAAAAACCCCUUUAGGAAGGCUAGAGAAUUUUAUUCUGUUGGAGAAUAGAACCCUGAUGGUUGCUUGCACAGAGGGGAAAAGCAGAGAGGAAUACGGGAAUCGUCCUGUGCAAUCUCUAUUGUUUGAAACUUACUUUAUAUCAGAAAUUGAAGAUGAAAACGGAAAAGAAAUGGAACAAUUUCAGUAACUAUCCAAUCUAACAUCUGUCUCAUAUCUUAAGGAAUCUUACAAAUACUUGCUUUGAAUUAAGAAAAUGACUGCAGCUAUAGAAGAAAGUACCUGUCCAGAAAGUAGAACAUCCUAUAGUUAAUUUGAAAGUAGUAUAAAAUAAAUAUACCUGUUAUGGUGCGAUUCUGGAGUGAAGUUAACUCUAUAGCACACAGGUAGCUCUCCAAGGAGAAAGAAAAAAAAAAAACUUUCUGUUUUUUCUAAAUUAUGGAAAUUUUUUGGAAGACGUGGACAUGGAUUUUGAGCCUAGUCAUGGUUUCAUCGGAAUUUCUCAGUAACAGCAGGCUUUCAUACAGUUCUCAAGAGGAAUUCCUGUCUUACCUUGAACACUACCAACUAACAAUCCCAAUAAGGGUUGAUCAAAAUGGAGCCUUCCUCAGCUUUACUGUGAAAAAUCCUAAACCCUCAAGAAGGAGGAGGAGCACAGACCCUUAUGACCAAGAACUGGCAGCAUCUAAAUUAUUUUUUAAACUUUCUGCCUAUGGCAAGCACUUUCAUUUAAACCUGACUCUCAACACAGAUUUGGUGUCCAGACAUUUUACAGUAGAGUACUGGGGGAAAGAUGGACCGCAAUGGAAGCAUGAUUUCUUAGACCACUGUCAUUACACAGGAUAUUUGCAAGACCAACACAGUACAAGUAAAGUGGCCUUAAGCAACUGCAAUGGUCUGCAUGGAGUCAUUGCUACAGAAGAUGAUGAGUAUUUUAUUGAACCUUUAAGAAAUAUAACAGAAGAUUCUAGUAACUAUAAUUACGAGAAUGGUCAUCCUCAUGUUAUAUACAAAAAAUCUACCAUGCACCAGCAGCACCUCUAUGAUCACAGUCACUGUGGAGUCUCAGACCUCACAAGAAGCGGCAAACCUUGGUGGAUGAAUGAUGCAUCUGCUUUUCCAGCCUCGCUUCCAGUCAAUGGCACACUAAGUAGUCAUAGUCGACAGAAGAGAUCUGUAAGCCUUGAGCGGUUUGUGGAAACGCUGGUAGUAGCAGACAAAAUGAUGGUGGGAUACCAUGGUCGCAAAGACAUUGAACACUACAUUUUGAGUGUAAUGAAUAUUGUUGCCAAACUUUAUCGUGAUUCCAGUCUAGGAAACGUUGUGAAUAUUAUAGUGACACGUUUGAUUGUCCUCACUGAAGAUCAGCCAAACUUGGAGAUAAACCACCAUGCAGACAAGUCCCUCGAUAGCUUCUGUAAGUGGCAGAAAUCCAUUCUCUCCCACCAAAGUGAUGGAAACACCAUUCCAGAAAAUGGGAUUGCCCACCAUGAUAAUGCGGUUCUUAUUACUAGAUAUGAUAUCUGCACUUAUAAAAACAAGCCUUGUGGAACACUGGGCUUGGCCUCUGUGGCUGGAAUGUGUGAGCCUGAAAGGAGCUGCAGCAUUAAUGAAGAUAUUGGCCUAGGUUCAGCUUUUACCAUUGCACAUGAGAUUGGUCACAAUUUUGGUAUGAAUCAUGAUGGAAUUGGAAAUUCAUGUGGGACCAAAGGUCAUGAAGCAGCAAAGCUAAUGGCAGCUCAUAUUACAGCAAACACCAAUCCUUUCUCCUGGUCAGCUUGCAGUCGGGAUUACAUCACCAGCUUUUUAGAUUCGGGCCGUGGUACUUGCCUUGAUAAUGAGCCUCCCAAGCGUGACUUUCUUUAUCCAGCUGUGGCCCCAGGUCAGGUGUAUGAUGCUGAUGAACAGUGUCGCUUCCAGUAUGGAGCAACAUCCCGCCAAUGUAAAUAUGGGGAAGUGUGUAGAGAGCUCUGGUGCCUCAGCAAAAGUAACCGCUGUGUUACCAACAGCAUUCCAGCAGCAGAAGGUACUCUUUGCCAAACAGGGAGCAUUGAAAAGGGGUGGUGUUAUCAGGGAGAGUGCGUACCUUUUGGCACUUGGCCCCAGAGCGUAGAUGGGGGUUGGGGUCCGUGGUCAAUAUGGGGAGAGUGCAGCAGGACCUGCGGGGGAGGAGUCUCCUCAUCUAUAAGACACUGUGACAGUCCAGCGCCUUCAGGUGGAGGCAAAUAUUGUCUUGGAGAAAGGAAGCGUUAUCGCUCCUGCAAUACCGAUCCAUGUCCUUCAGGGGCUCGUGAUUUUAGAGAGAAGCAGUGUGCGGAUUUUGACAAUAUGCCUUUCCGGGGAAAGUAUUAUAACUGGAAACCCUACACUGGAGGUGGGGUUAAACCAUGUGCAUUAAACUGCUUGGCUGAAGGGUAUAAUUUUUACACUGAGCGUGCUCCUGCAGUAAUAGAUGGGACUCAGUGCAAUGCUGAUUCACUGGAUAUCUGUAUCAAUGGAGAAUGCAAGCAUGUAGGUUGCGAUAAUAUUUUGGGGUCUGAUGCUAAGGAAGACAGAUGCCGUGUUUGUGGAGGAGAUGGGAGUACGUGUGAAGCCAUUGAAGGUUUCUUCAAUGGUUCAUUGCCCAGAGGAGGAUAUAUGGAAGUGAUUCAAAUUCCAAGAGGUUCUGUGCACAUUGAAAUAAGAGAAGUGGCAAUGUCAAAAAACUACAUUGCUUUAAAAUCUGAAGAGGAUGACUACUAUAUUAAUGGUGCCUGGACUAUUGACUGGCCAAGAAAGUUUGAUGUUGCUGGAACAGCUUUCCAUUACAAGAGGCCAACAGAUGAACCUGAGUCUUUGGAAGCACUAGGCCCUACUUCAGAAAACCUCAUAGUCAUGAUUCUGCUGCAGGAACAGAAUUUGGGGAUAAAAUAUAAAUUCAAUGUUCCGAUCUCUCGCACUGGCAGUGGAGACAAUGAGGUUGGCUUUGCAUGGAAUCAUCUGCCUUGGUCAGAAUGUUCUGCCACUUGUGCAGGAGGUGUCCAGAAACAAGAGGUGGUGUGUAAAAGGCUGGAUGACAGCUCCAUUGUACAAAACAAUUACUGUGACCCUGACAGUAAGCCUCCAGAAAACCAAAGAGCCUGCAACACUGAGCCUUGCCCACCUGAAUGGUUUAUAGGAGAUUGGUCAGAGUGCAGUAAGACCUGUGAUGGAGGAAUGCGUUCACGAACAGUUCUCUGCAUCAGAAAGAUUGGGCCUUCUGAGGAGGAGACGCUGGACGCUGCCAACUGUUUAACACACCGGCCUGUUGAAAAAGAGCCCUGCAACAACCAGUCCUGCCCCCCGCAGUGGGUUGCUCUGGACUGGUCAGAGUGCACACCAAAGUGUGGCCCAGGAUUCAAACACCGAAUUGUCCUGUGCAAAAGCAGUGAUCUUCUAAAAACCUUUCCAGCUGCGCAAUGCCAAGAUGAGAACAAGCCGCCAGUGCGCAUCCGCUGCAGUUUAGGCCGAUGUCCUCCUCCUCGCUGGGUUGCUGGAGACUGGGGACAGUGUUCUGCACAGUGUGGUCUUGGGCAACAGAUGAGAACAGUACAGUGCCUGUCAUAUACUGGACAAGCAUCCAGUGAGUGUCCAGAAACUCUCAGACCUCCAUCAAUGCAGCAGUGUGAAAGUAAAUGUGACAGUACUCCCAUUUCCAACACAGAGGAGUGCAAAGAUGUGAACAAAGUGGCCUAUUGCCCACUGGUGCUGAAGUUCAAGUUCUGCAGUCGAGCAUACUUCAGACAGAUGUGCUGCAAGACCUGCCAAGGACACUGA